This is a messenger RNA of Drosophila novamexicana, 2138 nucleotides long. RefSeq names its product malonate--CoA ligase ACSF3, mitochondrial (gene Acsf3). Gene Ontology annotation, biological process: fatty acid metabolic process. The coding region runs from base 83 to 1927 and encodes 614 amino acids. The transcript is spliced from 3 exons. Gene Ontology annotation, molecular function: medium-chain fatty acid-CoA ligase activity. NCBI's taxonomy places the organism in Eukaryota, Metazoa, Arthropoda, Insecta, Diptera, Drosophilidae. The record is from RefSeq and is a predicted model, not a curated record.
AUUGUUUUUGUUGCAUUGAAGUUCGACAAAUCAUUUGACUGAGCAUCGAGAAACGAGAAAACAUUUGGGAUACUUUUGGAAAAUGUUGUCACUGAGACGCUUGCAAAGAUUUCAAUGGCGCCCGUUGGUGCGUCUCUGUUCGGCUGAGCUAGUACACAAAGACACUUUUAUAGAGAAACUGAGGAACAGCUUCAUCGAGGACGAGCGAAAUCAUUUUGUCGUGCCGACGUUUAAGAAGGCCAUGCUCUUUCCAGACGAGAUUGCGGUUAAGGAUCUUAAUGGCGAAUUUACCUACUUUCAGCUCUACAUAACCGCAAAAAAGCUGGCCAUUCAAAUAUCCAAUUUUUGUGGCAGCGCCUCGCAGUCGAAUGUGGCAUUCUUGUGCUCGACAAAUGCCCUGUGGAUAGUUAUACAGUGGGGCUGCUGGAUCUCUGGGCAGGUGGCCGUGCCGCUGGAGCCGAAUCAGGCGCCGGAUGAGCUGCUCAGCCAGGCGACGGACUGCAAGGCCAAGCUGCUGAUUGGAACACCCGAGUGCGAGGGCAUUACACAGGAUCUGGCGACAAAGCUGCAGACGGCCAGCAUUGUGCUGGACCACAGCUUUGUGCCCACAUCGGAGAGUGUCGCCUCGACGGCAAUGUAUGCCAAGCAGCUGGUGGGCCUCAAUGGCGCUCUCAUACCGGAGAGCACGCUGCCCAAUGACUACUAUGCCAAUGCGCCGGCAUUGCUGCUCUAUACGCCGGGCUCAUCGAACGGCCGGAACGGUGUGGUGCUCACCCAUCGGAAUAUCGAGGCGCAAAUGCGGUGCCUGGUGACCAGCUGGCAUCUGAAUGCCAGCGACUCGAUGCUGCCGCUUAUCUCCAUGAAUCGCAUGCAUGCGGCAAUUGGAGCCCUGCUCGGCGUCGGCGGCAAUAUAUUGCUGCAGCAGAAAUUUGAUAGCCAUACCGCGUGGAGCUCCCUGCUGGGCAUCAAUAGCCCCUCCAAGCAGCGCGUGAAUAUCUUUCUGGCCAUGCCCAUCAUAUACAAACGUCUGAUUGCCGAAUAUGACAAGAUGUUUGCCCAGGACUCGCGCAUGGUUGAGUACAUUGUCAAUCAUUGCAAGCAAAAGAUUCGCCUGAUGGCCACCGCCUUUGGCCUGCUGCCGGAAUCGGUUUUCUAUCGCUGGCGCGAGAUAACGGGCCAGAAUAUCUAUGAAUACUAUGGCAUGCUGGAGACGGGCCUGGUGCUGGGGCCCACGCUCGAAGAGCAGUCGCCCAACAGCAAUACGGACUAUCGUCCGGGCACGUUGGGCGCACCCCUUGUUGGCGUGUCGGCGCGUCUGGUGAAUAGCAAUGGGGAUCAGCUGGUCAGCUGUAAUAGUGAAUUGUUACCAGCCGCUGGAAUCGGCACAGAUCCGCCGGAGCAGAAGGAUCCGCCAAAGAGCACACUGCUGCUCAACACGGUAGUGGGCGAACUGGAAAUAGCUGGCAAUAAUCUUUUCCCGCAGAAGGUGAGCGGCACGCUGCCACAGAAAUCGACGCCAGAAGAGGAACAGCAGCAGCAGCAGCAGGAGCCGCAGCCGCAGCAGCAGCAGCAGCAGCUGCAGGAGCAGCAUGAGGAGCCGCCCAUCGAAAAGUAUUUGAAGACGGGUGACAUUUGCGCCUAUCGUAAUGGCAGCUUUCACUUUCUGAGCAAGUCGACGGACGUAUUCAAUGUGGGCGGCUAUAAGAUUUAUGGAUCCGAAAUCAAAAAGGCCCUUAUCUCGCAUCCGGGUAUCAAUGAUGUUGCCGUUCUGGGCAUACCCAAUAAAUUGUGGGGACAUCGGUUGGGCGUCAUCUGCAUAUUGUCACCCGAUUCGGAUGUCGAUCUGGAAACGAUCAAGUCCUAUUGCUAUAGCCAAUUGCCCGCCCACAAGCGUCCCACUGUCUUUAAGACAAUCGUUGCCAAGUAAUUACCAAUCAAUCAAUCUAUCCAAUUCAUCCAUUGAUCCAUGGACCGACCGAUCGUAAAAGAAAAAUUUAUGUGUUUAUUGUUUAAGAAAAAAAGAAAAUGACAAAAAAAAAAAAAAAAAAAAAAAAACAAAGGGAAACGGAAAAAGAAUUCGUUCUUUUUACAGACGAUUGCAAUAGAUUAAAACUUGUUUCCAGUGGGCUCAACAAAUG